CUGCCGGGACACGCCCGAUCGCAACCCACCGCCCACUGGAGAGCAGUCCCCUCUUCUGGGGGAACCCCUGUUCAUCAAGACCACACCCGGGCAGACACCUCAGAAGAAAUUGACGUCACUAGAAUUGAUGAGGCCACACCCAAUGGACCACACCUAGGAGUGCCUGACAGAAAGUGGAAGGAGAGUCUGACGUCCGAACAUCAUCCCUCUCACACCAGAAGGUCGUACAGCUCAAAACCAGGGCACCAAACAGAUGUAGUGAUGGCAGAUCUCCACAGAGCCCAGUUCCCACCUUCUUCUCCACAGACCACCCCCCACCACCACGGACCAAACGAGACCGUACACCCCCACACGGGACCACAGCAGUACCACCACCACCCACAGGCGAGCCCGAUGCCCAAGCACCCCAGUUUUUCAAUAUCGAACCUCGCAAAGGGAUCUGAGACGCCGCCGCAGUCACAUGAUAAUCACAUGGCGUCGUACAUGGAGCACAGGGGUCCGGGGAGCACCAGUAGCGCACCUAGUCCCCACGGGGAGCAUGACGGCAUGACGAGGAAGAGAAGAACGAGCAGCUCCAUCGGAGUAAUAUGGGACGGCUCUGCAUAUUCUCCCGGAAACAAAGACAAGUUUGGACCCCCCGUGGAGCCCAUUAAAGCCACGGGGUUGCCUCCGUUUGCCAUGUGGCCUCCGGGCGUCCCUGUCCCCUCGGACCCCGCCCAGCUACAGCGUCUCUCACUCUCCUCGCCGUUCCUGGCGGCAUCUAACCCCUGGCUGCGAGGGGGGAUGAUCCCCGGUCUUCAAUUCAGACCUGCCCUCUACCCCACGGCAGCUGCAGGAGCCACCAACUCUCUGGACCACGCCAACACGUACAAAUCCAUGCUCGGUCUCCCUCUCUACCCGUUCUCCUCCGGUCUGCAGGCUUCCUUCCCGGCCCCGGCCUUCACUGCUCCCAGCUCGGCCUCAAACUCGCAGCCACAGACACCGUCGGCUAUUUCCAGUGCAAACCCAGGGUUUUCGUUCGGGCAGUACCCGGUUCAGCAGGCCCUGAGUGCCAACGCGGCGCUGCAGGAGGCACAGAGUAGGUUCGCGGGACAACUAAUGCCCCAGGUGUCCUCAUAUGCAGUUGGCUUUGACAACAAACAGCGGAGGAGUCCCGACACCAACCAAGAUACUCCGCAGCCUUGGCAAAUGAUACCCGGCAUGCCGAUGCUGCAACCUCACAUGGGAUUUGGGUUGCAGAACGUACUGCCUUCUUCCAUGAGUCAGGCAUCUCUCCUCGCAGCUGCCCAGCGAGGUCCAAACCCUUUUUACACCUCGCCGCUUACCCUGGUGACGCAGUCGGCAGGCGCAGUUGGCGACGUCACUCAACAGCAGCAACCAGGUGAUGUGUACCAUGUCAGCGUAGGAAACAGACGGGGCAAGAAGCAGUCGGCCAUAGAUCUAACGGGUCGCCACAUCGAGGCACCCUCCCCACAAGAAGCUGUCAAAAUGGCCACCCAGAGAAUGUCUCCCUUCCACGAUCCGUCCAGAUUCUCCCCAAAGUUGAAAUCUGCCGCAGAAGGAGCAGCAGCCCCUCCCUCUUCCUCUCCCCUCGUCCCUAGCUUUGUCACCAAUCCAAGCGUCCUCUCCUCGCAGCCACAAGGCUCUGUACUCUCCUACCCCCUCCUGAACCCCUCGGGCGGAGCCGGGCUCGUUAACCACGCCCAACUAAUGGGUGUGGCCAUGCAGGGGAACCCUAUGCUCCCCAUUAACUACCAGCAAAUGCAGAACGUGGUGGGCAAACCUGAGGAAGGAACUGGGAAGAAACGCAGCCCGAAGCGAGGUGGCGGAGUGCAAAAACUCCGGAUACACCAGAUGGAAUUCAAACAGCAGGGAAAAGUCGAUCGGAGGAGGAGACGACCGUUGAAGCCUCCGGAGAAAGUGGAGGAAUUGGUAGUACCGUCUGUGAAGUCUGGAGCAAACACCAGCCAGUCGAGAGUUACGCCACCUGGCAGCCUGGAUCAGCCGCCACUUGCUGCUCAGGAGGACCACUACGCUCUCAACAUGUUAGCAGACUGUAGCAGCAAAGAGGGUGAGAAGUCGGCGUCUCCCCUGGCCGUCGCAACGACACCGACAAACUCGGCCAAACAGGUCGAACUCUUCACCAAACGAGCUCUCAUGCGAUCGCCGGGCAGUAUCGCAGGGGCAAACUCGUUACUGUUACUCGCCAAACCUGAUCAAUCCUCGUCGAGACCCAGGAAUUCCUCGCCGGAGAAUGCAGUGGUAGAUGGUCUCCUGCAACUAUCAAAUGCCGCAAUGCCCACCUCGGUCUCAUCACAGGAACAGACAUCAGAACCGGGAUCACAAACUGUGCCAGCAAGGGACUCUGCCGUUGCAGGGAGUGAGGCGAGGAAAGAGAAGAAGGUCCCGGGACCCCUCUCAAUUCCCCGGAGAAGAAGACCUUCGGAGGAAAGCAAGGAGAGGGAUGAGGUCGACUCUGAGAAAACAGACACCGACAGUGAGGCCACUCUCUCCCCAACAACCCCAGCUCCACCAGUGUCCUCUGCCGCUGCUGCAACCACCCGGGCAGGAGACAGCAGCACCGCUCCGUAUCCCCUUCCCCCCUCUCUGCCCCUCGCACAGAGCAGUACUCCUGUGAGCUCGAGUGGGCAAAUUGACCAUUUUCACCGAAUUACGCCAAAUGGUACACCUGAAACUCUUCCACCCGCUGCACAGAGUGAGGACACCACGAGGGUUGUUGGAGAGCCUCUGGCGCUACCGGUGAACCAGCGUCCGAGCGAAUGUGUAAGUGGUGCAGUCAUGCUGCUGGAAUCGAGUGAAGGAAGAGAGCAGCUAGACCUGCCACCAUCUUCACUCACUUCCACAAGACUCGAACCUGUUGACGAUGAAGAAGAUGCUGACGUAGACGUGGAGAAUAUCGACUCCUCUCUCACAGACGAACCCGUUGAACCGGUUUUGAACUCGCUCCCAGUGACCCAGACGUUACGACCCGAAAUUUCCUCUGAAGUUAAGAGUGGUUUACUUCCGCCUGAGAUUGUUCCCACCUCACCUCUACCUCCAUCCUCUUUACAAGACAGCGGGUGCUCCCUACCUUCUCCCCAACAGACUGAAUCCCUUUCGGAAGUGGGUGUGGUUGGGGGUGUGGUUCCAGCAGCAGAUGAACCUCCGUCCAUCCCUCAACUACCGAAAGAUGAUGGGGAGAUAGACGAAGUUUCCAUUGAUUGUCCGUCGCCACCCAAGAAACUGAAGCUGGAUGAAGAAGCGGAGGAGAAGAGAGAGAUAGAAGUGGAGGGAGAUCACCCAAUGGACACUGUCUCCUCGCCUCCCCUGUCUUCUGUGCCAGUGACAAGCUGGUCAAGCUCUCCUGCCAAUACACCCGCCAUUCCCUUACCUACUGAUGAAGGAGUUGGCCCAACAUCUCUCUCUGGACAGGCUCCCCCUCUCUCUCCCCCACCACUCUCUGACUCCGGGUCUAUUCAACAGUCGUCCGGCUCACCUGGCAAUGAAUCGAAAGCGAAACCUAUUGAAGAAGCCUUGAAUCUCUCCAGUGAUGGAGCUCUUUCGUGUCAGGCUAUGGAAGAGAGCAGUGCCACCGAGGAGCCAUUCUCUUCGCCUGAAUAUAGCGAAAGGCUCAGAAACCACCUCAGUGAGAACGAUACGGCAAUGGAGUCUGCAACGGAGGCUAACGCUGCAAGUGGAUCUCCACAUGGGGGGACCGUCGAGACAAAUGGAUUCGUCUCUGAUACAUCAGCAGCUGUGGCCGGUUCGGAGCCCGAGGGGAGAGAAGAGGAGAGGGACACUGGCAGAGGUGGAAGUCCUCGUGCCUGCAUCUCCUGGCCUUCUGAGACAGAGGAGGACCCCGAGACGGAGCCCAGGGGUGGAAUCAUCACUGAGAGACUGUUCCCCUCCCCCUCUCUCUUCUCCUGUUCAGUCCGACAUCAACGCAACUGCAAGUGA
This is a messenger RNA of Geodia barretti, 3957 nucleotides long. Lineage: Eukaryota; Metazoa; Porifera; Demospongiae; Tetractinellida; Geodiidae. The record is from the annotation of a GenBank genome assembly.